Molecule: messenger RNA, 1497 nt
Organism: Lathyrus oleraceus (garden pea)
Lineage: Eukaryota; Viridiplantae; Streptophyta; Magnoliopsida; Fabales; Fabaceae
Exons: 1
Coding region: 1-1497 (498 amino acids)
Source: RefSeq, a predicted model, not a curated record
AUGUAUGUAACCGAAUUUCAGAAACGUGGACUACCACAUGUGCAUAUGCUACUCAUCUUGGAUACUGAUGACAAGUUACGGGAACCUGAAGAGUAUGAUAGUGUGGUGAAAGCAGAAAUACCACGACAUGAAUCUGAACCAGAAUUGUAUGAAGCUGUGUUAAAACACAUGAUCCACGGGUCAUGUGGAGUAUUGAAUCAAAGCUCUCCGUGUAUGAAGAAUGGUCAUUGUAAAAAAAGAUACCCAAAAGACUUUUGUGAAGAGACGCGUCAGGGAAAUGACUCAUAUCCUGAGUACAUGAGAAGGUUUAGUGAUCCCAUUUUUUUAAAUAGAAAUAAGUCUGUUGAUAAUAGAUGGGUGGUUCCUUAUAAUCCAUGGUUGUUGUUGAAGUACGAUUGUCACAUCAAUGUUGAGAUUUGCAGCAUCAUCAAAAGUAUUAAAUAUUUGUAUAAAUAUGUUUACAAAGGUCCUGAUCGAGUUGCAAUGGAGGUUCACAGAGGUACAGGUAUGGAUGAUAUUCAACAAUAUGUUGAUACAAGAUGGAUUUGUGCUCCAGAGGCAUUGUGGAAAAUAUUUAAAUUCACACUUUACAAGUUAUACCCCUCUGUUGAAAGACUACAAAUCCACUUGCCAAAUCAUCAUCAAGUGCGGUUCUAUAAGCAUCAAAGAAUCACAGAUGUACUAAAUGAUAACCAAAAUGCAGUAACCAUGCUCACUGAGUUCUUUGCACUAAACCAAAUGGAUCCAGAUGCUAGGAAUUAUUUGUACAGAGAGAUUCCAGAGCAUUAUUGUUGGCUAAAAGGGGUCAAAAAAUGGCAGCGAAGACGGACAAAACGAAAAGUUAUUGGUCGAAUCUAUACAGUAUCUCCUUCAGAAGGUGAGAAAUUUUAUUUACGUGUUUUGUUGUCUCAUUUAAGAGGUCCAACAAGCUGGGAAUGCCUUCUUACACAUAAUGGUUCAUGUUUUUUCACGUUCAAAAAAGAAGUUGAGGAUUGGGGGUUAUUAGAGAGUGACAAUAGUAUUCGUGAAUGUAUGCUUGAAGCAUCAAAUAUGCGCAUGCCAUAUGCUUUACGAAGGUUGUUUGUGACUAUAUUAAUUUUUUGUGAACCAACUGAUGUUAGAGGCCUAUUUAAUGAGUUUCAUCCCUACAUGGUGGAGGAUUAUCAAAUGACAAAUAUUGUUGUGGGAAAUAACUUUGAAGAUAUGUUAUUGAGGGAAUUGAGAGAUCUUUUGCUGCUACAUGGAAAACUAAUCAAAAACUAUGAUCUUCCAAUAUUGACAAUGGAAACAAAUGAAGUCGGGGGAGUGCCAACAAUUAUUCAAGAAGAGUUGUCGGUCCAAAUUCCAGAUGAAGACAUUCAAUCAGUUGAGAAGUUAAAUAAUGACCAGAUGAGUGCUUACAAUAUAAUUAUGAACGCCAUCCACCAAAAACAAAGUCAAUUUUUGUUGUUGAUGGUCCUGCAGGAACAGGUAAAACUUUCCUUUAUCGAACUAUAA